CAGUCAGUGUUACUUGUGACGGGCAGAAAUGCACUAGGUUUUGGGUCAUAUUAUAUUUUUCUAGAUUCGUAGAAAAGUGUUGGCAUUCCUGAGAAAUGUAAUAAAAGUGAUCAACAAUCUCGGAUUUGCAGAAACAAUACAAAAUACAAUGCAGUUCAUCAAUAAAAGUUUUAUUUUGAUCGUGUAGGGCCGACGAAAUAAUGAGUGCGAUUCCAUUGGGAUUUUAAUAAAGUGAUGGUGAAUGUGAAUAUAGUGUUGUUGAAGGCUCAUAAGAGCUUUUUCGUGUAAAACUGAUGCUAAUUUGACGUAAUUUGUGAUGAUGCCCACAUUGCCCAGCUUUAUCACAGUUUCUGAUUUUGUUCAAGAGACCCGAGAUGAUUAUAAUUCACCCAUUACCUCAACAUUCGUCUCCAAAAUGCAUCAAUGUAGGAAUACCAUUACAACAUUGGAAGAGACAUUGGACUACGACCGAGAUGGGCUGACUAAAAUGAAAAAGGCCAUAAAGGCCAUCCACACCUCAGGAAACUGCCAUGUAGACAAUGAGUCUUACUUAGUAAAGGCCUUAGAAAAGAUCGGCCAAAAUGCUAUGUCCAAGGAGCACGAAGAAAUCAUCGGCAACGCUUUUCUAAAAUUCGCAGUCGUCACCCAAGAACUAUCGGCUUUAAUGAAAACCCUCAUGCAGAACCUAAACAAUAUAGUGAUGUUUCCCCUAGAUAGCCUACUCAAAGGAGACCUAAGAGGUGUGAAAGGUGACCUAAAACGACCGUUCGAUAAGGCCUGGAAGGACUACGAAAACAAGUAUGCGAAGAUAGAGAAGGAGAAGAAACAGCAAGCCAAAGAUGCGGGGUUAAUUAGGUCGGAAGUUACUGCUCCCGAAAUCGCAGAUGAAAUGGAGAAGGAGAGGAGGUUAUUCCAAUUACAAAUGUGUGAAUACCUAAUUAAAUAUAAUGAAAUUAAAACAAAAAAGGGUAUAGACCUCCUUCAAAGUCUGGUGGAAUAUUAUCAUGCUCAAACUAAUUAUUUUCAAGAUGGACUGAAGACAAUAGAACAUUUCGGUAAUUAUGUAGCAGAUUUAAGUAUUAGGUUACAAAAAAUUAGACAAGCUCAAGAUGAUGAAAAGAGAAAACUAUGUGAUCUUAGAAAUUUGAUAAAAUCAACCCCUAGUAUCGAAAAAGAGGUUGGUCCUCAAGUAGAUAAGGGCGCAGCGGGGUACUCUUUACACCAGCUUCAAGGAGAUAAACACCAUGGGGUUACCAGAACAGGCCAUUUACUUAAAAAAUCAGAAGGGAAAAUGAGGCGAGUGUGGCAAAAACGGAAGUGUAGGGUACAAGCUGAAGGAUAUUUAGAAAUAUGUCACGCAGACGAAAGUAAACCACCGACUAGGGUGAAUCUACUUACUUGUCAAAUCAAAAUGGUCCCUGAUGAUAAAAGAGGCUUCGAUUUGAUAUCAUAUAAUAGAACGUACCACUUUCAAGCGGAAGAUGAAACUGACCAGAGAGCGUGGAUGUCAGUUUUAGUAAACUGUAAAGAGAUGGCACUAAUGAAAGCUUUCGACGACAGCAGUAAGACUGGUAGUGAUAAAGUUAAUCAUAGUUUUAUGGAGCUUCAACAGGCAAUCAUAAAGUAUAUACAAAAAAUACCCGGAAACGAUAGGUGUUGUGAUUGUAACUCUCAAAAUGAUGCAACGUGGCUAUCAACGAAUUUUGGAAUCAUAGUGUGUAUUGAGUGUUCAGGUAUUCACAGGGAUUUAGGAGUUCAUAUAAGCAGAAUACAAUCAUUAACUUUAGAUAAUGUUGGUACUAGUCAGUUAGUCCUUGCCAGAUUUAUGACAAAUAAUAUUUUUAAUGAUAUUAUGGAGGCCCAGCUAUCACCCAGUGAGAAGUUAGUCAAAUCAAGUUCAAUGGAAGAAAGGCUUAAUUUUAUUAGAGCAAAGUAUGUAGAUAAGAGGUACGCUUUGAGAACUUGCGAAACUGAAAGGGAGAAAAUGUAUGAAUUAGAAGAAGCCGUAAAUAGAGGUGACUUACAACUGCUGCUGCAGAUUUUCGCAGAAAAUGUAGAAUUUGCAACUCCUUUGCCCUCAUCGAAAAUUGGCGAGACGGCACUCCACAGAGCGAUACUGAACGAGUCUGGCCGAACUCUUCACAUCGUUGAUUUUCUAAUCCAGAACAUGUCGUGUUCAGCCAUAGAUAAACCCACUAGUCCCCCGGCCGUUCCAGAAAUGAGUGGCUCCAACACAGCCUUGCAUCUUUGUGCAUUAUACGAUAAAGUUGAAUGUAUGAAGCUUUUGCUAAGGAGCGGAGCAGAUGCUGGUCUACGGAAUUCUCAGAAUAAAACUGCGAUGGAUAUAGCUCAAGAAAUGGGAAACAACACUUGUCAUGAGCUGUUACAAAACGCUGCUAAUCGAUUAAAAAAUUAUUUCGAUAAUAUUAAUAUCGAUUGGAACUUGCUGCAUGAUGAUGGAUCCACGGAUUUCUCUGAUGAUGAAACUAUCAUUGAAGACCGAAACGGAUCUCCAACGCCUGAGAAGAAGAAUCGUUCAAGGCCUCCGAGUUAUACAGGUGGGGACUCUCCCAUUAUUUUACGUUCUCGCUCAUCAACUUGCGAUAGUUUACAACUAGGAUCUAGUUUUAAUCUUAUUAACAGACAAAUGCCUCAUCCCUCUUCCACACAGUCAAAAAAACCAGCUAUGGCCCACUUGAAGAAACGUACAGCACCUCUGCCUCCUCCUAACUGUUCUAUUCAGUACGGAACGCUACCAAGUAGCCACAGUAGGACUCCUUCUGAUCCCAUCGCUGCUGGCUACCACACCCUAAGUCAUACCCACAAGCGAUCACCAAGCAGUGAUAGCAGUUCCGGUAGAUCUGUGAUACCCAAUGUACACAAACUAGGCAUGCCAGAUAAGAAUUCGGAUAAAUUCGGCGUACGAAGGCCUCAGAACCCUCCUCCUCCUGCGCCCAAUCCAUCUUCCAGUAGACUUUCCAACGGUAGAUCAACUGAGAGUAUAUCGUCGAUGGUUUCGGAUGUCGAUGUUUCUGGAAUGAUCCAUAACCCCGUGCCACCCCCUAGAAGGAAACGCAAGUGUCAUGUGGAAAAUCUUACUGAAGAUAAUGAUGUAUCUAGUCUGGCAUCUGAUUCUCCACCGCAUAGAAUUUCAUCUAGUCCAAUAUCAACCACCUCCUUGUGCUCGCCCAGGUCCAUUCCCAGCGGGAGACUGUCGUACGCUUCAAAUGGCAACACUGGACUCCGAAGAUGCAAAGCUUUGUACGACUGCGCAGCUGAUAAUGAUGAUGAACUGUCGUUCCAUGAAGGGGAAAUAAUAAUAGUCAUCAAUGAGCACACAGACGAUGAUAACUGGAUGGAAGGAAUGGUGGAAAAUGAACCAGAUAGAACAGGAAUGUUUCCUAUCAGCUUCGUACACAUGCUGCCCGAUUAAUAUAUAAUCAAUGUAAUAAUGUAUUAAAUAUAUUCUUGAUGUAAAUGGUCUAUAGCGAGGAGAAUAUCCUAUAUUCUGAUAAAUGGAUCGUCUUUUUGAAAAUUUUCCCCAGAAUGUUGGAAAGGGAAAAUCGAUUGGAUACGCGAUGUGCGAAGACACCAAGCGACGUUGCCAGACCAACUUACCUCGCAACAAGCGUUGUUUAAUACACAUCAACUUGACGUUUCCAAAAUAAGACAGAAGUUGACAUUCAGUUCAAACAAGACAUCCACUUGUCAGAGCUUUUUCAGCUGUAUUUUAUUCGUAGUCAUGUAGAAUUUGGCUGACUUGUGCCAAAUAAUGAAUUACAGGGCGGUUAUUUUACGAUUUAUUUAUUAAUCAGCUUCGUAUUCACCUCGUCUGCUUCUAAAUAUUUAUUUAACUGCUGCGUGAGGUAUGUAAAUGUAAACAGAGCUUAUGAAGUACCUGUCAGUUUCUUUUCUGUUUUAAAAACAUCGUUCUGAAACUAUUUUCUUGUGACAUUUUUAUCAUUUAGGGUAUUUAACGCGAAUCUACCAAUUAAUACAUUUAUUUUGACUUUUCGAUUUAUAAAGUGGAAUUCCAAACGUCGAAAUAAACCUAUUUUCAAUUAUAAUUGUGGUUAAUUCCCGUUAAAUACAGUAAACAACAUUGCUGAUGCCGUAUAAUCUUGAUAUAUUUUGAUGAUUCCUACAUAAAUUUAAUAUUUAUCCAUAAUUUGUAGGUUUUAUAUUAAAUUUGGAACUUUUUUGAGGAUAUACAACCAAUUACAUCGCAGCUUAUCUUCUUGUUUAGUUCUGGUUUGUCUUUAAUAUCAUGCAGGCGUAUCUGCCUCCAAGAACUGUAGAGGGUGUUUCAUUAAGAAUUAUCCAUAUAGUAACUGGAGAAACCUUAGUACAAAAUAGGAAGAUUGAACCCAAAACACUUAAAUAAAAUAUUUCUCCUUACCGAGAUACAAAGUGUUUUAUUACAAAUAUUCUAAAAUGAUUUUAGCCCAUUGUUUUAACACCUUCCAAUAUUUUUUGUUCAACCUUGACAAACAGUUUACACAUGUUAGGAUACUUUAACUAAUGUUAAAAGAUAGUUUUCCGUUGUUGCCAGAGGCGUGCUGUAGGAGUUUAAUAUAUACUUUCCUUUUCCCCUCACAAUCUACGCCACUGUCGAAAAAAUCAAUUCAGCAUGUUUUUUUGAUUCUUCGUCACUUUUUACGUAAAUAUCAUCCGUGUGUCUCAAUGCGAUAUAGUAAGUAGUUUUCAAGUUAUUUGCGUUUAAAGGUAAAUGGAUUCAAUAAGAUUAUAUAUUUUAAACUCAUAAUCUUAUUUAAUGUUGUUUAAAAUACAUAAUCUUAUUGAAUCCAGUAUCUUUAAACGCAAAUAACUUGAAAACUAUUUACCCUGUCUCAUUGAGACAAAAAAAUGAUAUUUACGUAAAAAUUAACGAAGAAUCAAAGAAAUAUGCUGGAAUGAUUAUUAUGAUAGUGGCGUAAAUUGUGAGGAGGGUGAGGGAGAAAAAGGAAGUACAUAUUUCUACAGCACGCCUCUGGUAACAACGGAGAACUAUUUUUUAACACUAGUUAAAGUAUCCUAUAAUGUGUAAACUGUUUGCCAAGUUUGAACAAAAAAUAUUGGAAGGUGUUAAAACAAUGGGCUAAAAUCAGUUUAGAAUAUUUUUAAUAAAACACUUUAUCUCGGUAGUGAGGAAUAUAGUACAUAUUUCAGGUUAAAUCUUCGUAUUUUGUGCUAAGGUUUUUCUAUUUGCUAUAUGGACAAUUCUUAAUGAGGCACCCUGUGUACAGCCGACUACAGGAAAUUAAUUUCCUUGUGGAUUUUGUAACUAUUAUGUCUUUAUUUUCACACGUGAAGGAAAAUGAUACCAAAUUAAAUGCAUGGAUUUCUCUUCGAAUAAACAAUUAUGGUCCCUAUAUCUACAUUAUUUCUGUACAAUUUUUAAUGCUAUGUUGCAAAUUUUGCAACAUUAGAAACCUGAUUUUCACAUUCCACACUGUACAUAAUGUCUAUUUUGCGUUUGAAAUAAUCGCCCUGUAGAGUAAUUUGUAAGUAGAGCAUAUUGUGAGCUGUGAUUAAUGUUAGAAUAAUUUCCGAAGAAUAAUUCUACCUAAUGAUGUCUUAAACCGUAUUCUAAGUAUAAAAAUAUUUCAGCAAAGGAUAUUUGCGAGGAAAGGGAAAGGGAGAACAAAUUGUCAGCGAGUUUUGAAUUUUUUAGUUAGUAUAGCAACACUCAAAGUUCGCUUGGCUUCUUGUUUUUAAUCUUUUUUGUCUGCAUUUGGAAACGUCCAAAGUCAUUUCCGCCCAUUAUAGAUUAUAUAUUUCAUUUAUAUUAUUGUCCUAACGUAGUCGCUGUUGACUGUUUUCGUAGCGCAACAAGACAACUCGUAACGCGACAGUUUGUAACGCCGUCGAUUCGUAACGGCGAUACCUCGUAACGGCAACAGCUCGUAACUAUACCUGUUCGUAACGGUGUAAUUCGUAACACCAACAUUUAUUAAUGAUUAUAAUAAAUACAUUAUUAUUAAACUGGUUUUUAUCUGUUUCAAUUCUGGAUAAUUCAAGAUAAAAAUUUUUAAAAAUGGUUUAGUUGUCAUAUUAACAAAUAUACGUGUGAAAUAUAUUUAAAAAGAAGCGGUCUUAAAAAAAUUAAUUGGCGUUACAAAUUGUGGCGUUACGAAAUAUACCGUUACGAAUAGGUAUAGUUACGAAUUAUCCAUUAACAUUUACCAUUUGUGGGGUUACGAACUGUCGUGUUACGAGAUGUCAUGGAACCGUUUUCGUAGACAGUUCGGGUGUCAUUUAAAUUACAUGUGGUACGCAGUACGCAUCCAGAGUUUCAAAACUUUAUUAGGGAAUCAGUUUUUAUCAGUAUUAACUAAAUAUAAAAGUGCUAAGCAUUUGGUAUUUUUCAACAUGGCAGUUAUUUUUGAUUAAUUAAUUUUUGAUUUAUUUUGCACAGUAUUAAUAUAGCUGGAUCAUUUAUUAUAAUUUUUUUUAUAAUAUUGAUGACGUUAUAUAAAUAUUUUAUCCAAAACCACUUAAAUUCGGCUUUUUUCUUAUUUUAUCGCUAUAUGGUUCUAAAGCAGUUUUUCUAAAAUAAGUAGAAAAAAGAAUACAAACUAAUACUCAUCUCAUGUUUUAAUCAUAAGCGGACGUUGUAUUACACAUUUUAAAAUGAAAUAUUUAAAAAUGGUGUCAGCAUUUUUGUGCUCUUCUGGAACUACUUUAUUUAAGACUUUCCUUUACAUGAUUUAGAUCUUAUAGCCAGAUUUUACACAAACCUUUCAGGUCUUGGACAUGCGAUUUAGGAAUAAUGCUAGGUGAUAGGGACACUCAUGCAGUCUUUUUUCUUUUGUUCUUCCAGUAUAUUUUGUUCAUUUUGAUCCCCUGGAACUACUUUUUUAAAAAGAGUUUUCUUUGCAUGAUUUAAAUCAUUUAGUCAAAUUCUUCAGAAACCUUUCAUUUGUAUGGUAUUUAGUCAUGAUGCUAGGUGAUUUAGACAGUCCUGUAGUCUUUUUUCUUGUUGUACCAGUAUAUUUUUUUCAUUUUAGGCCACUGGAACUACUUUUUUAAAGAGCUUUCUCUGCAUGAUUUAAAUCACUCAGCCAAAUUCUUCACAAACGUUUCAGGACUUUUAUGCUAUUUAGACAUGAUGCUAGGUGGUUUGAAUAGUCGUGUAGUCUUUUUUAUUGUUGUACCAGUACAUUUUGUGUAUUUUAAGUCCAUGGAACUACCUUUUUAAAAAGACUUCUCUGCAUGACUUAGAUUACUUGGGCCAAAUUCUUCACAAACGUUUCAGGUCUUGUACGCUGUUUAGGCAUGAUACUAGGUGAUUUGGAUAGUACUGUAGUCUUUUUUCUUGUUGUACCAGUACAAUUUAUUUAUAUGACGCUCCUGGAUUUACUUUUUAAAAAGAGUUUUGGCUGUAUGAGUCAGAUCACUCAGUCAAAUUCUUCACAAACGUUUCAAGUUUUGUAUGCUAUUUAGGCAUGCUACUAGGUGAUUUGGACAGUCCUGUAGUCUUUUUUCUUGUUGUACCAGUAUAUUUUUUUCAUUUUCGGCCACUGGAACUACUUUUUUUAAAGAGCCUUUCUCUGCAUGAUUUAAAUCACUUAGCCAAAUUCUUCACAAAUGUUUCAGGACUUUUAUGCUAUUUAGACAUGAUGCUAGGUGGUUUGAAUAGUCGUGUAGUCUUUUUUAUUGUUGUACCAGUACAUUUUGUUUAUUUUAAGUCCAUGGAACUACUUUUUUAAAAAGACUUCUCUGCAUGACUUAGAUUUCUUAGGCCAAAUUCUUCACAAACGUUUCAGGUCUUGUACGCUGUUUAGGCAUGAUGCUAGGUGAUUUGGAUAGUACUGUAGUCUUUUUUCUUGUUGUACCAGUAAAAUUUAUUUAUAUGACGCUCCUGGAUUUACUUUUUAAAAAGAGUUUUGGCUGUAUGAGUCAGAUCACUCAGUCAAAUUCUUCACAAACGUUUCAAGUUUUGUUUGCUAUUUAGGCAUGCUACUAGGUGAUUUGGACAGUCCUGUAGUCUUUUUUCUUGUUGUACCAGUAUAUUUUUUUCAUUUUCGGCCACUGGAACUACUUUUUUUAAAGAGUUUUCUGUGCAUGAUUUAAAUCACUUAGCCAAAUUCUUCACAAACGUUUCAGGACUUUUAUGCUAUUUAGGCAUGAUGCUAGGUGCUUUGAACAGUCCUGUAGUCUUUUUUAUUGUUGUACCAGUACAUUUUGUGUAUUUUAAGUCCAUGGAACUACCUUUUUAAAAAGACUUCUCUGCAUGACUUAGAUUACUUGGGCCAAAUUCUUCACAAACGUUUCAGGUCUUGUACGCUGUUUAGGCAUGAUGCUAGGUGAUUUGGAUAGUACUGCAGUCUUUUUUCUUGUUGUACCAGUACAAUUUAUUUAUAUGACGCUCCUGGAUUUACUUUUUAAAAAGAGUUUUGGCUGUAUGAGUCAGAUCACUCAGUCAAAUUCUUCACAAACGUUUCAAGUUUUGUAUGCUAUUUAGGCAUGAUACUAGGUGAUUUGGACAGUCCUGUAGUCUUUUUUCUUGUUGUACCAAUACAUUUCUUUCAUUUUAGGCCACUGGAACUACUUUUUUUAAAGAGUUUUCUCUGCAUGAUUUAAAUCACUUGGACCAAAUUCUUCACAAACGUUUCAGGUCUUGUAUGCUGUUUAGGCAUGAUGCUAGGUGAUUUGGAUAGUACUGUAGUCUUUUUUCUUGUUGUACCAGUACAAUUUAUUUAUAUGACGCUCCUGGAUUUACUUUUUAAAAAGAGUUUUGGCUGUGUGAGUCAGAUCACUCAGUCAAAUUCUUCACAAACGUUUCAAGUUUUGUAUGCUAUUUAGGCAUGAUACUAGGUGAUUUGGACAGUCCUAUAGUCUUUUUUUCUUGUUGUACCAAUACAUUUCUUUCAUUUUAGGCCACUGGAACUACUUUUUUUAAAGAGUUUUCUCUACAUGAUUUAAAUCACUUAGACCAAAUUCUUCACAAACGUUUCAGGUCUUGUAUGCUGUUUUGGCAUGAUGCUAGGUGAUUUGGAUAGUACUGUAGUCUUUUUUUCUUGUUGUACCAGUACAAUUUAUUUAUAUGAAACUCCUGGAUCUACUUUUUAAAAAGGGUUUUGGCUGUAUGAGUUAGAUCACUCAGUCAAAUUCUUCACAAUCGUUUCAAGUUUUGUAUGCUCUUUAGACAUGAUACUAGGUGAUUUGGACAGUCCUGUAGUCUUUUUUUUUCUUGUUGUUCCAGUACAUUUUUUUUAUUUUAGGCCACUGGAACUAUUUUUGAAGAGUUUUCUCUGCAUGAUUUAAAUCACUUGGACCAAAUUCUUCACAAACGUUUCAGGUCUUGUAUGCUGUUUAGGCAUGAUGCUAGGUGAUUUGGAUAGUACUGUAGUCUUUUUUCUUGUUGUACCAAUACAAUUUAUUUAUAUGAAGCUCCUGGAUCUACUUUUUAAAAAGGGUUUUGUCUGUAUGAGUUAGAUCACUCAGUCAAAUUCUUCACAAACGUUUCAAGUUUUGUAUGCUAUUUAGACAUGAUACUAGGUGAUUUGGACAGUCCUGUAGUCUUUUUUUCUUGUUCCAGUACAUUUUUUUUAUUUUAGGCCACUGGAACUACUUUUUUUGAAGAGUUUUCUCUGCAUGAUUUAAAUCACUUGGACCAAAUUCUUCACAAACGUUUCAGGUCUUGUAUGCUGUUUAGGCAUGAUGCUAGGUGAUUUGGAUAGUACUGUAGUCUUUUUUCUUGUUGUACCAAUACAAUUUAUUUAUAUGAAGCUCCUGGAUCUACUUUUAAAAAAGGGUUUUGUCUGUAUGAGUUAGAUCACUCAGUCAAAUUCUUCACAAACGUUUCAAGUUUUGUAUGCUAUUUAGGCAUGAUAGUAGGUUAUUUGGACAGUCCUGUAGUCUUUUUUCUCGUUGUACUAUUACAUUUUCUUCAUUUUAAGCUCCUGGGAAUACUUUUUUAAAGUAAUUUUCUCCGUUUGAUUUAGAUCACUCGGUCCUAUUCUUCUUCUGAUCUUGUAUGUUAUUCAGACUCAAUGCUAUUUCAUAUCGCUUGAUCUUAUUCUUCUUCUGGUCCUGUAGGUUAUUUAGACUCGAUGCUAUGUCGUUUGGACAAUCCUGUAGUCUUCUUUUUUGUUGUACCAGUAUAUUUUCUUCAUGUUAAGCUCCUAAGAGACCAGCUUCUAAGAGAUUAAAGAGCUGUUUUGUUUAGAUCAUUUGGUCAUAUUCUUCUUAAACUAUUCACGUCCACUAUGGCAUUUAGUCUGGAUAGGUACUGUCAUUGAGACAAUCCUGUUGCCUUCUUUCUUGUACUAGUAAAUUCUCUUCAUUUUAAGCCACUGGGACUACUUUUUUAAAGAGUUUCUUCUGAUUUAGAUCACUAACUGGCUGAUCUGUAACAUUUCAUUAUGCCAAAUUGUAUGAAAAAUCUGAGAUACCGCAAAGAAUCAGUAUUAUUGAAGAAAUUUUGUAGAAACUUUGGUGCGUACUGUAUAUCACAACCUUUGUGCUAGAGUGUCUUCAUUAAAUUAUAGCAACAUUAUAAAAAAAAGAAAUAGGAGAAUGUUAUAUCGAUGUCUGGAAUAUGAAUGUACCCUUAAUACUUAUGAAUUUUUAAUAUUAAAGUACGCAUUUUAAAUAAAAAAAAAAUGUGUAAGCAGUUUACCAAUGAUACCAAGAAUUAUGUAAAUGUAAUUAAUUUUUAAUUUUAUUUGUAUAUAAUUGUAUAUUUUUUCAGUGUAAUUUAUUUUAGUGUGUAGUGGAGAAGUAAAAACGCUUUCAAAAAGGUCUUUUACCUCUGCUUUAAUUUUUUUUAAAUAAGUUUUGAUUUAGAAUGAAUUUUACCUGUGCUUUGUCUUGUGCUGAUUGUGGAGUUGAGUUCUACUUUUCAAUUGAGUUCCUCUUAAUAUAUCCCUACAUAUAUUUUGUAAUCUUGUAAGUAGACGUACUAUACCAUAAAUUCUAAAUUAAGGUAAUAAUCAUAUUUCUAUUGCAAUAUAAUGAUUUAAAUCUUUAGGAUUACAAUUUAGUUAGAUGUAGAGAUAAUAUUUAGAAGGUGUUAAAUUUUAUAGGAGAAAAAGUAAAAGAGAAGUUACGAUUUCGAAUCAGCACACUGAAAGGCAAAGGCAGUAUUUCUGGCCAGUAUAUUUUUGUGUAAUGCAGGUCAGACUCAACUACAAUAUGAUUUUUGAUGUCUGUCUGAGAAACAGACAUUUUUGAAUGUGAUUUUUGAACAUUUUCCACUAUAUCCUGAUUAAUACAGAGUGGACCAGAAGUUUGGAAACACCCAAUUAUCUCUUCAAUGUAUGGUCCGAAUUAUACAAAAACAAGGAUACACCUAUUUUGCAUUGUGAAUAUUUGAAAUUUGAUUGCUGUAACGUUGCCAGGUUUACCAUGUUAUUGAUAUCAUUAGUCACUUUGGUUUUUUAAAAACAACACCCUGUAUAUUGUAAUUGUGUAUUGAAAUCUCCACUGCAAUAUCAGUUCAACCGUACACAAUACUUUCGAUUCUAUGUAGUCAGGAACAUCUUAAAAAGAUAAAACAAAACCGUAGAAAUGUCUUAUCGCCUCAAUAAUUUUUUUGAUUCAACUUAAAAUUAUACUACAUUGCUAAAUUAAUGUCUACCUAAUCAAAUGUUCAAGAUGUCCUUCGUUUUUAAUUUGAUAGUAUCCUAAACAAUGGUAGAAUGCGCCUAUUACAUUUCUUCAUGUUUCUCUAGAAAUUAAUAUGGAUUCAUCGAUAAUUCUUUGCCUUACUCUGCUACACUUGCUGGUUUAGUUUUAUAAUUCUGGUUUUCAAUUAUCCCCAUUAAAAAUAAUUUUUAGUUUUCAAAUCGGGUGAACGAGGAGGUCACUCAAUACUACCUAAUCAAACUUGUUUUUCAGGGCAGGUACAAUUUCAUUUCUAAGUAGAAUUUCAUAUUUAUCGCUUGUUAAAUUGCUUUCUAUAAAAAUCGGCCCAAUUAAUUGAGUACCCGCUAUACUCAUCCAUACAUUUAGUUUUGGUGGUCUUUGACUAUAGUUUGCACGUAUCUAGUGUGGAUUUACCUCACUCCAAUACCAUACAUUUUGGCGAUUUACAUUCCUACACAGUGUAUACAGGGUGUCCCCGAAAAUAGUGCGUUCCUUUAAGGUAUGGAUAUAAUACACAAUUUAGAACAAAAAUGUCCUAUAACAUUUUUUUCUAAAGUUAUUACAUUGGUCUCCAUAUAAGUGACUUUUUAUUUUCAUAAAUUUGAAUGACAUGGCAACGUAGCCUAGGAGAACUUGCUGUGACUGUGAAAAUUUAACGUAAUAACCCCUUGUUUAUUUACUAUUUAAGGUGUGAUUUUUGGGAUUGUUGACAUCGUAGGUACCUACCUGUAAAAUAAUGGAUAUUGGUUUGAUUGAUAUUUACAUUAUUUUACCUACCAGAUGCAACUGACUUACAAACCUACUUUUUUAUUCUUUAGAUUUUUGAGUUGCGCGUUGUUACCGGACUUUAAUUUGCAUAUCAAAAUGUAUUUUCGUUUUUUGAUCAACGGAUGAAUUUAGAAAAAAAUGUUUAUAAGACUUUUUUGCUCUACAUUGUGCCUUCUACCUAUACCUUUAAGGAACGCACUUAUUUCGGGGCACCCUGUAUAUUGCUUCGUUUUAAAAACAUAUAUUGUUCUCGUCAGUUACAAUUUUAUUCAUAAUCAUUACCUCACUAAACUGUAAUCUACGGUCAUAGUUAUCUUCAUUUAAUUCUUGCAACAACUGGAUUUUGUAGAGUUUAAAUGAAUUCUUAUGCCAUACACGCAAGACUGAGAAAUGGCCUACAUCAUGUAUACAGGGUAGCGAGAAAGUAUGGAAACACGGUCAUUUCUCGGAAACCGCUGAAACUAUUUUUAUAAAUGGACAGCUCUGCGUGAGGACGUAUGUGGAUCUUCAAUGGAACUUUGCAUUAAAUCUAAAGUUUUAUUGUAAUUUAUAACAGUUUUUGGUCUAUCUGCUCGAAUGCCAUCUUGUACUCAGCCAGUUUCCUCAAAGCACUUUACAAUUUUUUGUAGCGUAAGCCUUAUGGACUUACGGAUAUAAUGGUUUGCCCUUUUUCAUUUGUUACGUUGGUGCUACGUUGAUAGAUUGCCAUGAUAAUCUUUCAGGGUUGGAAUGUCGAGUUGAAACACUGACUCUAACUUUAUAACUUUAUUUACGGUUUACAACAUCAAUCAACAUAAGGUUACUAAGAUGUUGUUUCGCGGGGUGGUCCUUCAGGACACCCUUCUCGUAGGACGGGUCACUAGCAUAGUAACGAUCUUGAUAAUAAUAAUACUAUAAUGAUAAUGAUAAUCCCUCUGUUUAUUUAUAUCUCCUUAUAAUUUGGACUUUGAAAAGUAAACUAUACGUAAGCCUCUACGAGGUUACAUAAACAAAACUGGGUUAAUCAACCUUCGUUCUGUUUGCCUAUUUAGAAACAAUAUUUUUUGUAACAAUCUAAAUUACUUAAAAUUAUAUACAUUUUUUGAUACAUAUUAUAUUAUACAGUAAGGGGUUUUUCCCUUACUGUACACAUUAAAAACUAUCUUUAUUGUAGAAUGUAGAAUUUUCAAGAACAUAAUUGUGAGCUUUAGCUAUUAAUACAAUUUAUUUUACAAAACUUUUCAAUGAACUUCAAUUGUUAGUUUUAUGAAUUAAUGUCAAAAUGAGAGAAUUCUAUGUUUAUUGAAUUACUAUAAACUAUUUGGCACUGAGAAGUUUUAUUUAUUCAAGACUUUAGUGACUAGAUAAAAUACCAAGUGUUACAUAGUAUUGAAGUGAGGAUUCCAAUAACACAAUACACAGAAUGUUGUAUUUAAAAAACCAAAGUGACUGAUGAGAUCAGAAAAAUGGUAAUCUGGCAACAUUGCAAGCAUGAAAUUUGAAAUCUUCAUAUUGCAGAAUAGGCCCGGUUUUUAUACAAUUCGGACCAUCCAGCGAAGAGACAAUUAGGCGUUUACAAACUUUCGGGCCACCCUGUACAUAUAUUGAUUACCAUACGCCAUACAUUUCAGAUGCGGGGUGUCGUACAGAGUUACAGAGAUAGCGGAGUUAUUCACCCUGUGAACGUUAAUUUUCUUUAGCAUACAUUUAGUCUGCCAUAACUUUGUGUUGUAAUUAAUUUUAUAUAAUGUACAUAUUGAUUUUCUAAAUUAUUGAGUCUGAAAUCUAUACUUUUUUCUAAAUCGUCGUCAACCCUCGUACAGGGUAGGGUGUACGAGGGUCAUUCGUAAAAUAAGAUUCUCUAUGCCGCUGAGAAAGAGUGCGACGUUCUGGAAGAAAUCUGGCAACACUAUCUUACACAUCAACUUUCCCUCUCUCUUACCCCACCACUUUCGCCUCACUGCAUUGGUGCAUUGCUCAGUGUUGGCCUAGCAGCCUUUGAAUAUGGAGGUCACGAUCGCUCUUACCGCCAAUGUGAAAUUCAUGCUGUGAUACGUUUUUUAAAUGCAAAAUGGAUUUCAUGGACUAUUGACAUUCAUCGUCAAUUAUCGAAUAUCUAUUUAACAUGUUCGCAAAUAGAGUAGAGAAUUCAGUGAAGGCUGAAUAGAGAUUUACAAUGAAUCGGAAGGCCUUGUUGAACAGAUAUGCACUUUUACCCGUAAACUACGAUUAGCUGACGAUGAAUGUUAAUAGGUUAAAUCCAUUUUUCAUUUAAAAAACGUAUCAUAGCAUGAAUUUCACAUUGGCGGUAACAAAGACUGGGAAUUCCAUCUUAGAAGGCUUCUAGGGCGACACUGAGCAAGGCGAAGGUGGUAUCUUGAGAGAGAUGGAGAGUUGAUGUCUAAUGCAGGGUUGCCAGAUUUCUCUCAACACGUCGCACACUUUAUUUUUUUAUACGAAUGACUCUAGUGCCUUUUAAUUUGUCUUGAUACAAUUUCAUUGUGACAGCAGGUGUGUGUAAUUGUAUAUUUUUGUAGAGAUUCAUUUCGUGUGUUUAUGCUAUAGAAAAACCAAAGAAAUCUAUACAUGUAUAAAUAGAGAUAUUUGCCAGUGUACAUACUGUUUUUUAUUCUAUGAGCUAUUUUUGAAAAUAGUUAGAAUAUUUUUUUAACAUCCCUUGUUUCAUUUUUGAAUUCUAUUGUGAAGAGGUCAAUUUUAAAUCAAGUUAUUUUGGCAGUUAAACAGUCAAUAAAUUAAGUCAUGACGCCACAAGUGGUGGGCGGAUCUUAUAAUAAAAACUAUAAGCUUAUAAGGCAUAUUUAAUCGUAAAUUUUUCUUUUAUUUGUUAUAAAUUACAUUUUUGUCGUCGAUUUUUAUAGAACAAAAAUUAUAUUUGAGCGUUUAUCUACAAUAAGGUUGUUUUUGGUCUCUUAAAGGCAUUUAAGGUUAUGUCCAUGUCUAUAAUCUGACCUAUGAAGUAUAAAACCACAAAAAUUGUUAUUCUUGAGUUAAAAUCAAAAGACUUACCAGGUGGUAUUGUUUAGUAAAUUUUGGAGCGUCAACAUUCUUCUUUUUAAAAAUGUGUAUAAACAUUUUCAAUUUCUUUGCAACACGAAAAUGCAGCAGCUGCAUAAUACUCAGGUUAAAUCGGAGAGUGCAGGAAGAGUCUAUACCGGUUUCGGAGGUCUUUUCCCCCUCAUCAGUAGUCCCAUAUCCUCUUCUCUCCGAUUCCUCCACGUAUCAUACUUUGGGCCCUUCCGAAUUGCAAAGAAAGAAAUGUCACAGAUGAACUAGAGCUAUCUUCCGAAAAACAAAGUAAGUUAUCCAUCGGAGAGGAUAGGAGAGAAGAGGAUAUGGGACUACUGAUGAGGGGGAAAAGACCUCCGAAACAGGUAUAGACUCUUCCUGCACUCUCCGAUUUAACCAGAGUAUUAUGCAGCUGCUGCAUUAUCGUGUUACAAAGAAAUUGAAAAUGUUUAUACACAUUUUUAAUUCAUUUACUCUUUUGUAGGAGUAUUAAGAAAUCUUUCUUGCUGGAACUUUUACCACGCUGAGCAGAUGAGUUGUGAAUUAUUUAAAAUUCUCUCAUCUUAAUUUCCUCGGCAUCCUGUUUGAUUUAUAAAUUUUGAAAAUCUCAGGAGGUGUAACCAAAGAAAGUAUUCCACCUGUUGUCAAUCUGGUGGUAUGGGAACGAUAUUUAUUGUCGUUUUCUGUGCGACUUCGAUUGAUAACUUACUUUAUUCUUCUUUUUGUUUGGAAAAGCUCAAAAUUGCACCCCCAAUUUGAUUCCAGAAUUCAGAAGCCCUAAUAUACAGUGAGUGGUUCCAGUAUACCGUUACUAUUGUUUUGAAAGAAAUCUCAUAUUGUCGAAGUGUUUUUUACAAAGAAUUCAAUCUUUACUUAGUUUACUGUAUAUUUUAUUUCUUUAUUUGAUCUGAAUUUUACUAUAAUCUAUUGUUUUCAUAAAUAUGAUUAAGGAAUUCCAUGAUAGAACAUUAUGUCAAGUAAAUCUUUUUCUGAUUUGUGUGGAUUCGAAAGACCUACUUUUUACCGAAAGUUACUUUCUACAUUUGUUUUUUUUUAGUCUUCUACUGGGGGUUAUGAUUUAUCAGUUUUCUAUUAAUGAAAAAUGUAUUCUCUGGUUGUUCUUUUUUGUAAUGUCAGAAAGACUGUUUCUUAGUGUCUGUUCGUAGAAAUGCUACAACAGCAGUAAGGUUCUACUGAAGUGGUUACUAAAGUGACAUUUGACAAGUAUAGGAGUGAUAACUGUCAACAAGUCUACCAACGUUAAAUAUCUAAGACGUACACAAGCGUUUUACGAAAAGUAAACAGAACUUGAACAUAUAUCAUAAUGGGAGAAACAGAUAAAGUAAAUGAAGAAAAUUUCACAUUGGAGAUAUCAAUCUUUUAGGGAUGUUCAAAAGAGUUUCAGAAUUUAAAAUCAAUGGGAAAAUCCCAGUAGCUGGCUAUAUACCAUAAUUAAAAAUCAUACAGAAGGAAAAACUUCGUUUGUACAAUGGUAUAAAAAAAGUUAAUUGAAAAUCUAUUAAAAAGUUAUCUAAAAGGAUUCGCAAAACGUUUUCGAUCUAGAUCAGAUCAUCUUCACUGCGUUCUGCUUAGUAGAUGAAACUAGCAACCUUAUAAAAUAGGUAACAUCGAGAAAUAUGAUUUACAUGUUAAUAAUCUGAUAAUAAUAGCGACUCUAAGUCGAUGUUAAAAGAUAAAUUUGUUAAGAGUACUCAAAGGGCAACAUAAUUCCCUGCUCGAUAAGAACAUGUGGUUCUUGCCAGUUCAAUGGACAUAGACCAACAAUGUGUCAUCAGAUUAUUAACAUGUAAAUCAUAUUUCUCGAUGUUACCUAUUUUAUAAGGUUGCUAGUUUCAUCUACUAAGCAGAACGCACUGAAGAUGAUCUGAUCUAGAUCUAAAACGUUUUGCGAAUCCUUUUGGAUGACUUUUUAAUAGUUUUGCAAUAAACUUUUUUUAUACCAUUGUACAAACGAAGUUUUUACUUCUGUAGGAUUUUCAGAAUUUACUUUACCUGGGUGAAAAAUUAGGUGAAAAGGGACAUGAGAAAGGGGAGAUAAUGGCAAGAAUAGUAACAGGAAACAAAAAGAAUAGAGCAUUGCGAUCAUUAGUGAUAUCCAAAUUUGUAUCAAGAAAAACAAAAAUAACAAUCUACAAAACAGAUAUCGGGCCUACAGCUACAUAUGCAUUCGAAAAAUGGAUGCAUAAAAGAUCAGAAAUAGACCUUUUACAAAAAUGAAAGAGAAAAAUACAAAGAGAAAUAUAUGGAGAUGUGAAAAUAGACGGUCAAUGGAGAAGGAAUAAUGAAGAACUUGAACUAUAUAACGAACCAAAAAUAAUGACUAGUCAAAAUACAGAGAAUAGAAGGACAUCUUUAGGACAUAUUAAAAUAAUGGGAAAAGAAAGAACGCCGAAAAUGGUACUAUCACGAAAGCCAAAACAAACAAGAAGAAAAAGUGAUCAGAAAGAGAUGGAAGGACAGCGUAUGUUAAGACUUACAAAUAUUGAGAAUUGGGAACAAAAAUCAUUGAACAGAAAUCAAUGGAGAGAAGUGGUUAAGAAAUGUAUGGAAAGCUUGUAGGAAUUAAAUGUAUUUUAUAUAAAUAAAUGUAAAUAGUAAUGGAAAAUUAAACGUUAUAGCGUAGGCCUUCAAGGCCUUUUGAGCUUGAUCAAUAAUAACCCAUAUAUCAGAAAUAAGAAGAGCUAGAUACGGCUAGUCGGAACAUUUUAAAUGUAUGUGCGAUGAAGAAGGAUUACAGACAAUAGCAAGAUGAGCGAAGACCGUAUGGACGGUUUUGGAGAAGGUGAUUUAACUACAUGGAACGAGAUCUGGUGUCCAAGGCUAGAGGAGGUUUUUAUACACUUUAAGAUGCUGAUACUGUUCAUGUUGUAUUUUCCCCCUCCAGAACACUAUUUAUCGACUUCAUAAAUGAAUAAUUACCAUUGUUUCUAAUAUUGUUCAUACUUCUCCAUUGAAAUCCAUUUUCCUAGCUGCUUUUCAUCAAUUUUUUACGUUUUUAUUGUAGUCUCUAAAUUAAUCUUAUGUGGGGUUCUCUCUUAAUCUGAAUCCGCAAAACAUCGGCAAUGUUGCCACAGCCCUAUAGUAGAGUCUUGAUCUUCUUAAGUUUUUAUUAAGAGACAUUUCCAAAAUAUUAAGGUAUGUUUUCGUUUAUUUUCUUCAAAUUAAACUUUAAUAGACGUUCCGGCUUCCAUGUUGGUAAUCGUAAAAAGUGUAUUUUUUAUAUUUAUAAUUUUCAAAUGAUUCUUAUGCCCACAAAGCAGAAUAUUUGAUUUUAUCAACUCUAUGGGGAGAUGCUUUUGCGGCGGUUCUUUUGUAGUUUUGAUUAAUGUAAUAGUAUUGUGGAAGAUUAUAAAUGGAGUAUUGUGGAAGAUUGCAAAUGGAUUUUAACACGAUUUUUUUAAUGGCUUCAAUAUUCUUUUUAUUAUUAAAACCUAUGCUUAGCAACGUACUAUACACUGUCAAACUCUUUUUGAAUAAAUAUAUUGUUUUUAAAAAACUUUUUAUCGGUUGUACAGUGUUUCUGCGUAAUUUGGAACCAUAUGGGAAACUUUUUUAAUAUCAAUUUUACGAAAAAAAGUUAUUCUUUAUAAAGUGCUCUGCAUAGUCUAAAACCUAAGACGCAAUCAUCAGAUAUCAAAUUUUAUCAACAGUAUACGAGGUAUAUAAAAAAUAUGAAUUUCGCUCAAGAGUAAAGUGCCUUUAUAUUUCACAACAUCAAAAAUUGUAAUGGAGGAAAGCGGUUUGUAAUUAAAAAUUAUGUUAUAAUCUGCAUUUACACUCUUCUAAUUGAAAAAAAAAAAAUUUUUUUGAAAAUUUUCCUCAAAUUACGGACACCCAACAUCAUUUUUAUUUAUGUUAGCUCCGUUAUUAUUAAUUUUACGAAAAAAAGUUAUUCUUUAUAAAACGUUCUGCAUAGUCUAACUAAGAUAAAAUUAUAAGAUAUUAAAUUUUGUCAAUUUUAUACGAGGUAUCAAAAAAUAUGAAUUUCUCUCAAGAGUAAAAUAUGUUUAUUUUUCACAAUAUUGAAAUUUGUUAUUAUAAAAAGUUGUUCAGAAUUAAAAACUAUAUUUCAAUAUGCAAUUGCAUCCUUCUAGUUGAAAUAUUGUGAACUAUAAAGGUAUGUUACUCUUGAGCAAAAUUCAUAUUUUUUGACAUACCUCGUAUAAAAUUGAAAAAAAUUGAUAUCUUAUGAUUGCAUCUUAGUUUUUUGACUAUUCAAAUAUUUUUAUAAAGAAUUUUUUUCGCAAAAUUAAUAAUAACGGAGUUAUCUUACAUAAAAAUGAUGUUGGGUAUCCGUAAUUUGAGGAAAAUGUUCAAACUUUUUUUUUCAAUUAGAAGAGUGUAAAUGCAGAUUAUAACAUAAUUUUUAAUUACAAACAACUUUUCUCAAUGACAAUUUUCGAUAUUGUGAAAUAUGUAUAUACACCGUUCUUAGGCGUCAACGCCCUUCGGUAGGGAUCUAUGGGGGAGUAUCACCGAGCCGCAAGCCCUUAUCCCUUGCCGUACUCCUCCCUCAUAGGUCGAUCAGAUGCCCGCAUAUUCCAGUCUAAGCGCCAGAUUCAUAUUUAGAAUUUUAUACUGACGCGUUAGCCUUUUUGUUUUUCCGAUGGCCUGGCUUGGGCUUGAACUCUCGUACCUCACAGCGAAGUGAAGUGCGGGUCAGCCGCUAGUCGCACUGAGCUAUCCGAUCGACUAUAUAGAUAUCUAUAUUGUGAAAUAUAAAGGCACUUUACUCUUAAGCGAAAUACAUAUUUUUGGACAUACCUCGUAUAUUAUUGAUAAAAUUUGAUAUCUGAUGAUUGCAUCUUAGGUUUUAGACUAUGCAGAGCACUUUAUGAAGAAUAACUUUUUUUCAUAAAAUUGAUAAUAAAAAAGUUUUCCAUAUGGUUUUAAGUUACGCAGACACACUGUAUAUCAAGGAGUAGACACUAAAAAAACCGAUCUAAUUAAAUGAGAUUUUGCCCUCACAUUGUGCGAAAUCUCGUGUUUUAAAUGUCACAAUUAUAAUUUUAUUUGAAAGUGACCUCUGAGAGAAUAUUUUAUAGAAAUUAUAGUUACUUGAACAUGUUGUAGUAGUGCAGGUGGUUGUUUUGAAACUUGAUCCUGUUUCUGGAAAUUAUCGGCUGUUUUUUAGGGCCUGUACACAUGAAGGCGGUAGACGCCGCGUUAAGAGCUCGUUAGAAAAAAGGCACAUGUCCGUCAGUCUUUGUAGGAACGUGAAAUACAAAAUGGAAUAAAUAGAAAUAAAAAUAAUUUUUUGAUAAAUAUACAAUCUCCAUAUAUCUAUGAGUGUAAAAGAUGUACAAUGUUAACAAAAGUGUUAACAAAACUUCUUCUUUAAGGGCCUCUCCCAAUCGGAGGUUAUAUAUUAUCAUCAGUAUCUUUACUCUAUCUACCGCUGCUCUGAAGAGUUAUAGAACUGCUCUUAAACCAGUCCCUUAAAUUCUUCAACAAUGACACUUCCCUUCUUCCUAUACUCAUUCCUCCUCUUAUCUUUCCCUGUAUUAUCAGUCAUAGCAUUUUAUAUCGCUGUUCUCUCAUUACGUGUCCCAGUUAUUGUAACUUUUUUAUUUUUAUUGUGUUUAUUAUUUCGUAAUCUUUGCUCAUUUCUCGCAAUACUUCCGUGUUCGUUUUUUUCUGUGUCCAUGCUAUUUUAAGCAUCCUUCUGUAACACCACAUUUCCCAGCUUUCAAGACCAUUUAAUGCCCAGCUUUCAAGUCCAUAUUUCAGUAUCGAAAAUACGUAGCAUCGUAAAGCUCUUACUCUCAGUUCUAAUCUAAGGCCUUUGUUGAAGAGAACUGUUUUCAUUUUUACAAAUGCAUUUCUUGCUAUAUACAGGGUAUUAGUAAAUAAGUAUGAAAAACUUUAAGGGCUAAUUCUACAUAAAAAAAUAAUGGUAGUAAAAAAAAGUAAAAAAACGUAUGUUCGCAAAUGCUUCGUUUCCGAAAAACAAGGUGUUGAAAUGUUUAUUUCAAACUGCCAAUUUUUUUUAUUACUCUAAGACCGGUUGAGAUAUGGCAAUUACAUUUGAUGGGUUUUAAGAGGUAGUUAUUUCGCAUUUUUUGACAAACAAAUAACAAUUUUGUAUUCAACAUUGGCGCGCCUACGUGUAAUGGUCUGAAUUUUUUAAAGAAAAAAAAAUGGUACGCCACUGAGAUAUUUCAAAUUAAAAAUUAUUUUUGUAUUCCACGUUUAAUUUAUCAAAAGAGCCUUUCUUGUAUUUUUUUCAUAUGUUGCACCGUUUUUAUGCGAAAAAAUAAAACAUCUUUGCGCGUAUUUUUCAUUUCUUAAUACAUUAUCAAGAACUCUCCAAUAUAAUAAUACCAAAGUAGAACAAUAACAGAAAAUAUUACUAAAAAGACUUUAACUAGGUGCAAAGCUACAAUAAAUGUUCAAAAUCACCUCCUUUAAAGAUGACAGAAUAAUUUUAUAUUCACCAUUGGCGCCCGUACAGGUAAUGGUCUGAGUUUUCUAAAGAAAAAAAAUAGUGUGCCACUGAGAUACGUCCAAUUCAAAAUCAUUUUUGAAGUCCUCGUUAAAUUUACGACAAAAAAUCGUUCUUGUCUUUUUGUCAUAUGCGGCGUCGUUUUUAUACAAAAAAAUAAAACAUCUUAACGCUUACAAAUUAUUCGAGGUAGAUUUCAUAUGCAUGGAAUCUUAUUUCAAAUACUUUGUAAACUUUUAAGAUGUUUUAUUUUUUGCAUAAAAAAGGCGCCGCAUAUGAAAAAAAGACAACGAUUUUUUCUCUUUAAUUGAACGAGGAAUCCAAAAAUGAUUUUUAAUUUGACAUAUCUCAGUGGCGUACUAUUUUUUUUCUUUAAAAAAUUCAGACCAUUACCUGUACGGGCGCCAAUGGCGAAUAUAAAAUUAUUCUGUCACCUUUAAAGGAAGUGAUUUUGAACCUUUGUUGUAGCUUUGCACCUAGUUAAGAUCUGUUUAGUAAUAUUUUCUGUUAUUGUUCUACUUUGGUAUUAUUAUAUUGAAGAGUUCUUGAUAAUGUAUUAAGAACUGAAAAAUGCGCGCGAAGAUGUUUUAUUUUUUCGCAUAAAAACGGUGCACCAUAUAUGAAAAAAAUACAAGAAAGGUUAUUUUUCAUAAAUUAAAUGUGGAAUACAAAAAUAAUUUUUAAUUUGAAAUAUCUCAGUGGCGUACCAUUUUUUUCUUUAAAAAAUUCAGACCAUUACCCGUAGGCGUGCCAAUGAUGAAUUGAUGAAUACAAAAUUGUUAUUUGUUUGUCCAAAAAUGCGCAAUAACUACCUCUUAAAACCCACCAAAUAUAAUUUUCAUAUCUCAACCAGUCUUAGAGCAAUAAAAAAAUUGGCAGUUUGAAAUAAAAAUGAACACCCUGUAUCUCGGAAACGAAGCAUUUGCGGACAUACGUUUAUAGAACAAACUGGCAUUAUUUUUUCAUGCAGAAUUACCCCUUAAAGUUUUUCAUACUUAUUUACUAACAGCCUGUAUAUCCUGGCCCUUAUUUAUGUUGUAUUUGUAUUUAUCAAACCUUGCUAUCCUUGUUUGUUUGUUUGUGUAUUUGUUUUUUUUUCUUCUGUUUAACAAGUUCUUCAACUAUGGAGUUUUUAUUCAUCCUGAACAUAUAUAGUUUUGUAUCAAAAUUUUCGACUUCCAUUGUAGACAGAUCACUUUUCAAUAUAGCACAGGGAUGUCAAUAGCACAAAUGCGCGCGCUUGUCUGUGAACAUAUGUACUGUGUCUGUGAACAUGUGAACUAGAAGCGCGCUGCAAACGCAGCGUUUAAAGUGUAUUCAUUCUAUAUGCGACACGAUACCAUUUGUUUCUUUGAAACUUGGAACGCGGCGUUUAGCAAACUCAGCGUCUAGCGCGCUCAUGUGUACAGGAUCUUACCCCAACCAACGGUUGGAUACUACUUUUGGGAGACUAAAUAUUAAUUUAUUAAAAUAUCGUGUUAUUUUUACACCUACUUAUUUAUUUGAUAAGUAAUUAAUUCUAGUAAUUGAAUUUAGGAAAUCUUUUGUGACUAGUAGUUUUCACUAAUAUACCAAAGCUUGAUAUUUUCUUAACCAUGUGAGUUUUCGGAUUUUUUUGUAUUGGCAUUUAAAGUUAAAAUUAAACUACACAGAUGUUAACAGUUAAGCUGUACUAACAGGAGCCAAAUAAACGUUUUUAUCAUUAAA
This is a messenger RNA of Diabrotica virgifera virgifera (western corn rootworm), 23542 nucleotides long. RefSeq names its product arfGAP with SH3 domain, ANK repeat and PH domain-containing protein (gene Asap). Gene Ontology annotation, cellular component: cytoplasm. The transcript has 17 exons. Lineage: Eukaryota; Metazoa; Arthropoda; Insecta; Coleoptera; Chrysomelidae. Gene Ontology annotation, biological process: positive regulation of GTPase activity. The record is from RefSeq and is a predicted model, not a curated record. The coding region runs from base 317 to 3433 and encodes 1038 amino acids. Gene Ontology annotation, molecular function: protein binding; GTPase activator activity.